This is a messenger RNA of Micromonas commoda, 3177 nucleotides long. RefSeq lists its product with no specific name. The record is from RefSeq and is a predicted model, not a curated record. Lineage: Eukaryota; Viridiplantae; Chlorophyta; Mamiellophyceae; Mamiellales; Mamiellaceae. The coding region runs from base 1 to 3177 and encodes 1058 amino acids. The transcript has a single exon.
AUGGAGGAGGUCCACGCGGCGCCCGCGCCUCCCGCGACGGGCGGGAGCACCGCGCCUCGCCGCAAGAUCCUCGUCAGGAGGCCCAAGAAGGCGCGGGACGCGCCGAUGCAGACGGCGGAGGCGGAGGGCGUCAAGUCCUUGCCCGCGCACACGACGGGGCCCGGCUCGGAUGUCGAGACGCUGAGAUCCGUCGGCGCGAUGACCCGCGGCUCCACCCCCGCGUCGUCCACGGCGGGUGCCCCGACGCUCGUCCCGACGCUCAAGACGACGAAGCGCAUCGACUUCGACGCGCUUCGCGGCGGCCGCGAGACGUCGGGGCCGGGCGCGUCGACCGGGCGCGCGACCCCAACGAGCACGAAGUUUGGAGUGGCGACCGCGGCGCCCCCUCGGACGCCCCCGAAGCCCAAGCCCGCGAGCGAAGAGGCUGUCGCGCCGAACGGACCGAAGGUCUCGGGAAAGACGGGGAAGCGCGACGAGUGGGCGGUGCUCGGCGACGUGGGCGAGUACGAGUACAUGCUCGCGAGGAAGAUGGCGGAGGAGCGCGCCAAGCUCCCGCCCUCCCCCGAGGCACUCCCCGAUCUCCCAUCGCACAUCGCCGACGCAUCCGCGCGUCUCAAGGGGGGCGCCUUCGACGAUCACUACAAGCGCGCGUAUCGCGUGCUCGCGGAGCGCCGCGCGGAGUUUGCCGACGCCGCCGCCACGCUCCGCGACGGCCUCGACGCCGCGAUCGCUGAAGAGACUGUCGAAGAUCGGCGCAAGGUGCACACCGGGUGGCAACUCCACGUGAAGAUGGGCGAGGUGUCGCACGGCAACGCGCUGGCCAAGUGGGAGGCGCAGAAGCGCGAGUGGGAGCGCAUCAAGCGCGAGCGCGCCAUCGCGUUCGACAAACGACCGGGCGACCUGGUGAUGGAGCGAUGCGACGAGCACAGGCGUAAGCUCGAGAUUCUCGGCCACCUCGACAUGGCGGUGCCGAUAUCGGAGCGAGAGGGGGGCGAGCCGUGGCUGUGGAAGAUGUCGCUUCGCGACAACUGGACGAGGUGGGUCAACGUCGGCAACGAGUUCAGCGGUUUGUACUACGUCAGGGACGAGAUGGCGUACGUGGACGUGGAGCAGAUCAGGCGCCCUCAGCUGCACGGGUCGGUGGAGCGGGACGGGGCUUCCGACUCCGUGACCCGCGGCCGGUCGGUGCUCGACUCCAAGUUCAUGGACGUCCGCCGGCGCAAGCUUCGACGGCGCGUUCACGACAUCCUCCCCGGGGAGAACGGCGAGGACAUCGACGCGACAGGACUCGAGAUCGUCGGCGAGGGCGCCGUGAACGCGCUGGACAGGCUGGCGAGUAAACGAAUCACCCUGGAAGAGCUGGAGGAACAGAUCGCGUCGGAUUCUUUGGAGACGUGGGCGGAGAUUCAAAAAUACCGAAGCGACGUCGCCGCAGCCGAGGCGAACAGGGCGGCGCGCGAGCUCGCCGCGGCGCAGGCGGAGGAGGCGGCGAGGGAGGCGGCGAUGGGGCCGCACCUUGAACUCGAGAGCGACCGCGUGAUGGCGCAGAUGCGGUGGGGGGAAAAUACGGCGCACGCGACGACGACGAUGCGAAACACGGGGACGACGGCGAUUUGGUACAAGUGGUCGCAGGUGCCGCCCAAGGCUGCGGAGCUGCCGCACGCGUCGAACGCCGGGCCGUCGACGUUUUUCAUGGAGGAGAGCACCGGGUCGCUGCUCCCGGGCGAAUCGCGCGUCGCCAUGUGGACGUUCAAGUCUGAGAAACCCGGCGUGUACAUCGACAAGUGGAUCCUCGAGACGACGCCAAACGUUCGCGCGGGGCGGAUCGAGCCAAUCACCGUCCGCGGCGUCUACCACGCGGACGACCCAAACUCGUACCCGCGGCGGAUGCUCGCCGCGGAGAUUGCGCACAGGGAGAUGCGCACGAAGGUGACUGCCGCGAUGGCGAAGGUUUUCGACCGCGUCAAGACUCCCGACGUCUCCAAACGAGUCGCGACGAAGAUGUCGCCCGUCCCGCGCAGCGGACCCGCGCCGGCGCUGUGGAACGCCGGGAAUGCCGGGCGCAGGCCGCGCGUGUACUACCACGAGGAGUCGUUCGAGGCGUUCAUGGACGUGCGGCGCAGGUGCAUCGCGGCGGAGAAGACGUUGCCGCCCGAGCCGAAGGAGGAGGAGGAGGAGGGGGGCGAGGAGGGAGGGGGCGCGGAGGAGGCGGGCGAGGACGCCGAGGGCGCCGAGGAGGAUGCCGCCGCCGCGGAGGACGAACCGGUCGUCGAGCUGCCGUUCGAGGGGUGGGACGGGUCCGUGGCGCAGGUGGAGGAGUGCAUCCGAAACCUCGAGGCUGCCAUCGAGCGCAAGGCGGCGCUGGACGCCGCCGCGGAAGCCGCGGCGGCGGAGGGGGGCGGAGAAGAAACCGCCGGCGCCGGCGAGGAUGCCGACGCCGCCGACGCCGCCGAGGUCGCCGACGAGGAUGCCGAGGCGGGUCCUCCCCCCGAGGAGGUGCUCGCAUCGUGCCGCGCGAGUUUCGCGGAGGCGAUGCGCGUCGCGAUCCUGCCCCGGUCGCGAGCCGAUCUCCUCGCCGCCGCGCUGUCCGAGGCUGUCACGAAUCGAUUGGGCCCGGUCGACGAGACGUUCGAGAAGGCUCGCGCCAAGUACCGCCCGCCGUCGCCGCCGCCGCCGGAGCCCGAGCUCGACGAAGAGGGCAACCCGAUCGCGCCGCCGGCCGGCGAGGAGGGAGAGGCGCAGGAACCGGGCGCGGGCGAGGAACCGGGCGCGGGCGGGGGCGAGAAGAAGGAUAAGGAUGCGUUUGAUUCCGUGUGGAGGCGAAAGUGCCGCAAGGUGCUGACGCGAUCCAUCGGCGAGAUGCUGGGCGCCGCGGCGGAGGCUUUCGAGCGGGAAUCGGUGGCGGAGGCGGAGGCGGAGGUGAACGCGGAGCUUAUUCGGCGCGUGCGCGACAUGCGCGUCACCGCAGCCAAGCUCGAGACCUUGGGCGAGGAGGAUGGGGAGGGCGAUCGGGGCUCCGAGACACAGCCGGCGGCGGACCUCGGCGGUGAGCCGCAAUCGCCGGGGAGGGCGGAGUGGACCGAGUACGAGCUCCUGCGGAGGAGGAAGGCGCUGCUCGGGCGGGAGGUUGAUCCGUCGGGCGCGUCGCGCGCUCCCACGCCGGGGAGCAGAUCGUGA